AUGACCACCAUUCAUGAGUCCGAAUUCAUGGACCUGGGCUUCGAGAAUCAAUGCUACCCGACAUUCGUUGUCAACGAAACAGGCCGCACAUGCUCUAUGCAAGACUCGGCAUACUCGUCACCUCGUCCCUCAUCCUCAUGGCUAUCCUCCGAGAACAUGAGCGACAGCUGUAGUGGCACAUGGUCCUCUCCGGCACCGAGUAUCGCGUACUCUCCAUCACCAAGACCGACAGACUACCGCAACUACUAUCCUGACUGGUCACAAUUGAACUCGAGCCACUUCACAUCGCUGAAUCAGGUUCAGAUGCCGCCGGACAUUCCCUCGUACUGUCAAUCUGAGACUGUCUACCAGCCCUGCCACCAGAGUCAAUACAUCCAGCCACAUGUACCCGAUGCACAACCACUGAUUGGUGUCGGAGAUUGGACACUCCCCGAGUUUCAGACACUCGUUUCCGAGUCAAUAACAGAGCCGUCACCAGCUCCAUCGUACACAAUUGCACCCAGUGACGUCUCCUCCUCCGCCUCUCCCAAACCACGAGGCCGGCCGUUGAUCAAACAAGAAGAUCCCGUCGAACAUCACCACAACUGUUUGAACUCGAUACCAAGAAAAUCUAACACUAAAUCGACAAUAGCAUACCCAUGCCCUUUCCUUCCCUACGGGUGUCCAUCAACAUUCUCGUCCAAGAACGAGUGGAAGCGUCAUCUCAACACCCAGCAUCUGUCCCUCAGCACAUAUCGCUGCGACCUCUGUAUUCCGAACCCAUCUUCCCCGCCCUCGCAAUCACAUCAGUCCAACGACUUUAAUCGCAAGGAUCUGUUUAUUCAACAUCUUCGUCGCAUGCACUGCGACAUCCCAGAUACCCCAUCUGCUCACCCGCCUGUCAAGACGAAAUACAACCGCAUUCAAAUUCUAAACACGCCCGACUCGUUGGCAGAACGAGCCCUUCGUUGCUAUAUCCCUCCACCUUCACCCCCAAUCUCCUCGAGUUGCAUCUUUUGCCCCUCUACAUUCAGUGGUUGCAAUGCAUGGGUUCAACGGACUGAACAUAUUUCCCGCCACUUGGAUCGCUGGAGAAGAGAGGGUAAAGCUGUUCCUGGUGUCAAGGAGUGGAGGAGGGAUGUGCAAGUCGAGGGGUGGUGUUUGGAGCAUGGCGUCCUUGUAUCAAGGGCCGGAAGGGACGGGAAAGCGAGGGUGAGGGUUGGCCGUGGGAAGGACCGGAGGUGUUGA
Molecule: messenger RNA, 1227 nt
Organism: Aureobasidium subglaciale EXF-2481
Lineage: Eukaryota; Fungi; Ascomycota; Dothideomycetes; Dothideales; Saccotheciaceae
Exons: 1
Coding region: 1-1227 (408 amino acids)
Molecular function (GO): DNA-binding transcription factor activity
Source: RefSeq, a predicted model, not a curated record